Molecule: messenger RNA, 1888 nt
Organism: Formica exsecta
Lineage: Eukaryota; Metazoa; Arthropoda; Insecta; Hymenoptera; Formicidae
Product: odorant receptor 24a-like
Exons: 6
Coding region: 577-1743 (388 amino acids)
Biological process (GO): sensory perception of smell; detection of chemical stimulus involved in sensory perception of smell
Cellular component (GO): plasma membrane
Molecular function (GO): odorant binding; olfactory receptor activity
Source: RefSeq, a predicted model, not a curated record
CUCAAAUCAAUAUCAUGUAUACCAUAAGAAACACGAAAUCAAUAACACCAACGCAUCGACAUUGCCGCUGUUGUUUUUUACGUUAUAUUAUCGUCCAUUUAUGGAGGGAGAGCGAUUUCUACGGAAAGCUCUGAUCGUGAUAAGAGAAAAUCGGAGACAUCUUCUCGUGCAGGAAAGAAUAUACAUUUCCCUCUGUACGAAUCAUUACAUAUUUAACGCACGCUUCACGAGUGUAUUAUUAAGUACAUUGUAGUAAUCGCAGUGAGCAAAAAAUAUAUUUUACCUAUCCUUUUUUCUCUCAAAUUUGCAAGGGAAUAUGACAGUUGUAUUAGAGACUUACACGCAUAAUAAAGAUAUUUCAUGAGCAACUCCUAUUGGUCAAUUACUCGAGGGAGCAUCUGUUUGAUGGCCUUCCAUGGCCAGUCUUCACGCAAAUAUCCAAUGAUACACACUGUGCUGUCAUCGAAAGAUAUAUUCGCGGCAACAGCGUACCUUCCUUCCAUUUUCUCGAGAAUAUUAUAAUUCUGUUACAUAUUUCCUAGUGUGCUUGGAAUAUAAGCGAGUGCAAAGAUAAAUAUGACUAUGACUCGUAAAAAUACGAUUAAUCGCAUAAUAAUGUUUAUGCUACCUUUGUACGGUAUCUGGCCAGGCAGAUCAAUCACUUUAAUUAACAGGGUGUUAUGGCUCACUUCAACAUCAUUUGUCGAAAUUUGUCAUUGUCUUUAUAUUAUAUCGCACUUUAAUCCUGAAAAUUUUUCAAACAUAUUGGAUUGUUUGUGCAGCGUUUUGGAACACGGUAAAAUGUUCACUAAACUCGUUGUGUUUUGGAUAAAUCAGCGAAAACUCGUGGAAAUUGUGACGUUAAUUACGGACGACUGGAAUGAUUGUGCUGACAAUGACAUCAGCAUGCGCCUGACGAUGCGUAAGGCAAAAAUAUCGGAUCGUAUCACCUAUGGAAUAUUUACAAUUCAUGCGCUAACCGUUAUCGGGUAUUGUCUCGAAAUCAUCAUCGCUGAUACCGAUGUUACCGAUCAAACGAUUGAAAUUCCUUUGCUUAACAAAGUGAAACUUCCUUUCACCAUUAAGACGCAGGGCAUGUAUAGAUUUAUAUUAAUCGCGGAAUUCUUGCACAUGUUCUUCAGUAAUGUGUUAAUCGCUAUUGUAAACAACAUACUUUUGGCUUCGGUUUUGCAUAUGGGAGGCCAAGUGGAGAUCCUACAAAGCUGGUUAUCGCAGCUUACAUCCAAAGAGAUUGGAAAUAAGAAAAAAUCAUUCAUCACCGAGACAAGUAAAAUCAUUCGGAAGCAUAACAAAAUUAUUCAAUUUUCAGAAAAUAUCGAGACUCUAUAUACAUACAUCGCGCUGUACCUAUUCGUAUCGAAUAUAAUAUUAAUUUGUUCGAUAGCUUUUCUCAUUGUAACUGCAAUUGGUACUCCUGAUGCCGUAAAACAGAUUAUAAAAUGUAUUUUUUUUUUCUUAAUUUCAAAUCUGGAAGCGUUUACAUUUUGCUACGCUGGAGAAUAUCUAAGCAAUAAGGGCGAAACCAUCGGAUUUACAACGUAUAAUUAUCCAUGGUACAAUUUGAGACCUAAAGAUAUUCGUAUUUUGUUAUUUAUAAUAAUAAGAUCGCAGAAGCAAUUGAUACUCACAGCUGGCAAGAUGAUGGAUCUCUCCUUAAAAUCCUUUACAAGCCUCAUGAAUGCUUCUGGAUCCUUCUUGUCACUAUUGUUGGCGAUGCAAUGAACAUCGUAUUCCCCUCAGGAGUUUUUAAUCAAUAGUCGUGAAGCACAUAUACAGGUGAUAUGUAAACAUGUGUCCACUAGUUACGUCAAUGCAUAUAUGUAAUAUCUCGCACUUUUUUUUCCAAAUAUAUUUUUUUUCUGAGAAA